Molecule: messenger RNA, 16983 nt
Organism: Columba livia (rock pigeon)
Lineage: Eukaryota; Metazoa; Chordata; Aves; Columbiformes; Columbidae
Gene: SPTBN5
Product: spectrin beta, non-erythrocytic 5
Exons: 70
Coding region: 5153-16816 (3887 amino acids)
Biological process (GO): actin cytoskeleton organization
Cellular component (GO): plasma membrane; cell projection; cortical actin cytoskeleton
Molecular function (GO): actin filament binding; phospholipid binding
Source: RefSeq, a predicted model, not a curated record
AUUCCUCUUCUGUGUCCUUGAACUUUUUGCUGAAAUUACUGCCCACACCAAGGCUUGAUUCCAGAAUUAAAUUUAUAUUUAAAAAGAGAAAAUAACAAAAUCCCACCUCUAGCACCUCUCCAUAAUUAGCUUUUUACAGCAGAACGUAAUUUUGGAGUUUCUUAAUGUCUAAGCAUGGAAUUUUCUUAAAGUCCUAGUGUCGAAGAUAAAUCAAAAACUUCCUGUGUGGGUUGAAAACUUGAAACUUGAGCCAAGAGUGCCUGAGCAUUUCUUUUCACUUCGAUGGGGGUACUAACCUUGAAAAAUAAAGAGUAAAUUAAAUAGCACUUUAGUGGAAAGUACUUUGUUUAUACAUUUGUCCCAAGAAAUCCAAGGGCAUCUUCCACACUCUGCUACUGACUACUUAUAAAUAACCAAUUUUAUCAAUAGAAAAUUCAUAUUAAUGUUGUGCUUAAAUUAAUUCCUCCUGCCCCUCUCCUUGUCCCAUAUACCACAACUUACUUGAAGCCUUUCCAAAGAUACGUCUGUGCCACCAGGAUGCUACAGUUCAGGUACAGCCCCUCCUACUCUCAGAUCUAAGUUGCUGCUGAGUUAAAGGGUUUGUACGUAGCAGUGCUGGCGAGUGAGGCUGAUGCUGGUGGUGGUCAUGCCAUACAUCACGUGAAAGCGUUUCACGUGCAAACAACAUGUUGUGGGUUGCUGGAGGCUACGCUGCUAUUGAGCUGCAGUCGUUUGUUUGAAGUGCUCCUUAUAAAAGCCAGAAAUAGUUUGGAGAAGAUGAAGUUUUAAUGGGGUUUGGAGGUGGGGGUUUGGGUUUUUAGUAGAAUGGUGUUCUACAUACUCCACGUAUAAGACAUUUCAGACUUUGAAAAACAUGUGGCACGUUUCAUAGUGAAAUGUUCAGCUCUAAUCCACAGUUUAUAUUUGGACAACAAGAAAAGUGAAUAAAUGUCCACACUACCAGUUUGACUCUAAGUUUUGCAGUAAUUAUUGUUUCUAAUAUUUGACACCCUUAAAAUGUGAAAUAUUUCUAUUUGUGCCUACCAUACCAUUUCGUUUCUCCAGACCUUGUUAUUGGCUCCCACGUUUGGUGUGUUUGUAAGGGCUUUGGAGCAGGCACUGCUUUAUUCUGAGCUUCUCUGAUCCAAGGCUCCUGCCAUGCUGCAAGUACUAACUGUGAGAGCAGAGGACCUUUUAGAAAGCUGGGCCCUUUGGCUAGCCGGCCUCACUUGGGCAGGAAACCCCAGGAGAAAGAGUUGGUGGCCUUGCCCUGCUUAGGCAGAUGAACAAGUGCAUCUGCUGAAGGUGACUCUCUUUGCUUGGGCAUCAUUAUCUUCUGGAAAUAAAUACCCAAACCCAGCAAACACCUGUUGUGGGCAAAACACAGUCAGGAGGUGGAUGUAUCUUUCACGAUUAUCUUCAAAAGUCCUUUAUCUAUACAGCUUUUCUGACCUGUAAGGGAAAAACGUCUUCACUUGUGGAAACCAUGGUGUUGAGAUGGGUUCCUUUCUCUUUCCCCACAGGAUUUCAUGCCAGCACAGAUUUGUACCUGAUGAUAGAUUGUGGACUCACAGUUACUUUCUGGUCCAGUGAAUACUGGAAACUCAUUAAUGCCAAGCGCAACUUGUUUGUUCUCUCACCUAUUCUUUUCUCUGAGAUGGAGCUUGUCCAUGCUCUUUCCAAUGUGUUGCUAGCUUGGCAUCCCAUAUUCCACUUCAGUCUGGAGGUCUGUAGUAGUGCAAGUAGCUCAUUUUACAUGGAUGGUAUGUAUCUCUCACUGGAUGCUGUAUUUCAGAUGCUCUGUAAGAUUUCUUGUAUGAUUAUAAUUUUAAAAAAAUAUUUAAACAAGAAACAGUUGAAAAACACUGCUCAUACUCCAUUAUUUCUUAUUUCAAAUUAUUCUGUGGGGUUUUUUUGUGGUUUUGGGGGGUUUUUUGUUUGUUUGUUUUUGUUUUUUUCCAAGUGUCUACUCUGAAAGUAAGAAAUUAACCAACAGUGUAACUAUAACCAAUAAGUUCAUGAGUUGGCAAUUUUAGCCUAUAAUGGAGAAUAAUUGCAUUUUUCUUCAUUUUGCACUACUGUGUCUUAUCUCUUGUCUGCUAAAAUCUGCACCCUUAAUAUUAACUGUUUACACACUGCUGUGUCUUUUGCCAACCACCUUCCAUCAUUCCAAGGGACUGGGUGUUCUUCACAAUGAAACUGGGAUGGCUGGGCUGGGAGAGAGCUGUGAUUGUCAUCAGUACUCUGCUGAGUUGGGUAGUGGGGAACCAAAACCUGAGAGCAGACCGUGACAUACGCCAUCCCUGUGGGUAGGAUGCAGUGCACUGACACCAAGGGUUCUGGGAGCCAACCUGCAUGUAAGUCUCACAAUUUUAUUUCAUCACUAAAUAGAGCUUAAUGCUUUAUCACAAACGACCUCUCUAAAAUACAGCUGUAAAGGCGAAGUUUAGUCCUCAUGCUGUGGUCUUCCUUAGUAGCAACGAAUAAAAAUGGAAAACAUCUGAACCAGAUAAAAAGAAUACACUAGUUAGAUCUGGCAUUGCCAACACGGCUAUUUCUAAGGCCCAUGUUCAGUUUGAUGUUCAGAAUAUUAGGGCUAUACUGUCAUUUGAACCCCUUUAUCUAUGUUUGUAUGAAAUAGAAAAUUGAAGUCGUCUGUCCCAUGUGUUCAUCCCGCAAAGACUUUGAAGCUCUUCUGUUAACUGUUUGAGGUUCAGAAACAGAAGGAAGACUUCCAGAUAAUAUAAACAGCUCCAAGGAGAAAAUGUCUUUAAUUCAUGACUAAACAAGCAAACGUAUAUUUUCUGUUUCAAAAAGAUGACUGAACUUCUUAAUGCCAGGAAAAAUAAAUCCAUCUGAUUUUGCUUUAAGCUGUCCUCUUUUUCAAAUGCAGUGAGGGGCUCCAGUUCCUUUGGAUGAUGUAAUUCGACUGUUCUGCUUGAAUUCUGCUCCCUGUUGAUGUCAUGUUGCCGCCAGCCAACUAUUCAAAGAGAAAAGCAACUUUUAGUUUAGACUAGAGCAUGGGGAGGCUGAGGUUUAUAACAACCCAGCAUCCCGGGAUGCCAGUUUGGAUCCUCCCAGGCAGAGCUCAGCUUUAAGAGGAGCUGGGGCUGCAUCUUCUGUGGACCCCCCUGCCCAAACCCCAGGGCAGCUGGUGACAGCGGCGCUGGGAAGGCAGAGGGGAAUCCCACAUCAGGGUCCUUCCUGGUGAGAAACAAGAAAAUGCUGCUGCCAUCAUAGAAAACCACUCCAGACUGAAAACAAGGCAAGGGGAGCGUGCUCUUUGGGCCCUUCUCCUUCUUCCUGAGGUUGGUGCCAAGGCUCCUCUUCCCUGCAAAGGCAGCAAAAGAGGGCCCAUCAUUAGCCUGGAGGGGUGAUUUAUUUUUUUUUUUCUGAUCCCUCCAGGAAACUGCACACAAAUAUUGUUAUGUUCUUCCUCUUACCUUGUUAGGAUAUAAAUAACUGAGCAAAUGGCUUUAUUUAUCAGUGUCACAUAGAUGUCCACCAUUUUAACCUUGAGCUGUAUAUAGAUAAUAUAAAUGGAGACAGAUAUUUGGGAGUUACUGAAAUUUUAUGCCAGAUCUUCGAUUGCCUUAUAUCGUCAUAAAAAGCAAAGCCAGUGUUUAGCACAUUUAAUCAUUUAGAUAAUAAUUAACUUGCAAUAGGGAGAAAUGCAUGCAUCCAGGGCCAAUUCACCUGCUGGUCCUCUACCUUCUCUUUGAUAGGAGCAAAGACAUUUUCUCAACACGCACAAUCUAGCCACCCUGUACAGAUUUAAGCCAACAGCCUCUAAUCCUGCCUUUAAGAAAAUGUAGGUAUAACUAAAAGCAAGACAGAAAAGAGAAGAGUGGACUAACCACAGGCAAUGAGCUUAUAGAAGAGAUGUAAACGGUUGCUGAAUUUAUAUCCCUUUCCUCCUGUCAUCCUAUUCCCAUUUAAUUAUCAUUGAGAAUUACAUUGUAUUAGUUGGCUGGUGAACACAAGUCCAGGAAUUUAGGUGGAAUAUUUUGAGUAAUAUUUAUUCUUUUUUUUUUUUUUCUUUUUUACCUGUCUUACAUGACAUCAUGUAUGAUAUUUCUCUAGGGUAUGUCUGAAGAUACAGACUUUUUUGAUCAAGUUUUAUCUGUACUGAGUUUUGGGGGUUGUUCAUUUUUUCUCACGUUUCCUCCCAUCGCUUUUGGAUGCUAACUACACUUGCCAGAGGGAAAAGACUGCUAUUCCCUUACCUCAUCUCUGAGUGAGGUAUCUUCACUUACAGCUUCUGAUUUUAGAUGGCUGCCUGUUUUCUAGCAGUGAUUCCCAGCUGCGACCCUCUGGUUCCCAGCAAUCAUGCUGGGUCAAUGUGUUCUGUGCUUGUGUGACCUUGUAAAGUGACAGAAAGGACUCAUGGCUAUAUAAGUUACCAGAAUUAUUUUUCCUUUUGUUAUUAACGAGAAGUCCAUCAAUAGUAAACUUCAGAAGCGGCUGUCACUGCCAGCUUGAUCCCAGUUUGCCCUGCCAGCAGCAGGUAUCUCUGCACAUGAGCUUCCUCAAAGCAAUGACUGGCAAAUUCCUAACACUUAAGAAUUUCUCAUUUGCUCUAUCUCAAUUUAACCACUUAAGAAUUGCCCUGAUCUUUGUACCCUUUGCUGUGCUUUCAUUUUCAGACUCCAUUGUUAGGUUCAAUUUCUCAGGUAAGAAUUCCUUUAGAAGAGCAGCCUGUCAUCAACCAGAGCCUUUAGUGCAAUUGUGAAAUAUGUUCUUUACCACAGCAUCAGCAUGGUGGAUGACUAUUUUCACUGCUUUAUAGCAAUUUUGGUGCCAUUCAUACGUUAUUUUUGAGUGUAACAAUUGGACUAGGCCUGUGAUAACCUUUACUCAUUGUGUUCUGAUGGGUUAUUUCCUUCAGAUCAGAUGAAAGGUUGAUAGGUAGAUCAUAAAUACUUGGUCUCUGUUCCUGAAUUCAAAGGUCGCUUUGCAUGAAAACACCAAGCCAAACGUAGGAAUAGGAGUGGAUCUACAACUGGAAAUCAUUCUCCAGAAUGACCAACUGCUGAACAUCAGAAAGGAGUUCCUCCAAACCUGAUGGGUUGACAGCAGCAGACACCUCUCUACUCUUCCACCUUUACAACAGGUUUCUUGGUUUCACAGCUAGGCUGAUAUCCAGGUGACCAUGGGUACCGAAUAUGAAAAAGAUCAUAUCAAAAAGCUGCAGGAGCAGCGUAUGUCCAUGCAAAAGAAAACCUUCACCAACUGGAUGAAUAAUGUCUUCUUCAGGAAUAAUGUAAAGGUUGAGAUACAAGAUAUUUACACAGACUUGAAGGAUGGCAUCUCUCUUAUGCAACUCCUGGAGCUGCUCUCUGGAGAGACUUUGCCCAAACCAAACCGGGGAAAGAUGAGAGUGCAUUUUCUAGAGAACAACAGCAAAGCCAUCACAUUUCUGAAAUCCAAGCAGGUACAAGUAAAAGUGAUUGGUCCUGAGAAUAUCGUAGAUGGUGACAGAACCUUAAUCCUGGGACUUAUUUGGAUCAUUAUACUUCGAUUUCAGAUUUCGUCUAUCAAACUUGAUAAGGAAGAAUUUGGAGGCAGAGCUGAUGUUCUAUUUGCCAAUGAAGCCUUACUACUCUGGUGUCAGCAUAAAACUGCCAGCUAUUCCAAUGUGAAUGUGAAGGACUUCUCCAAAAGCUGGACUGAUGGACUGGCCUUCAACGCACUCAUACAUGCUCACAGGCCUGAUCUUAUUCACUACAGCUCACUGCGGCAGGACCAGCCCAUCAAAAACCUGAACAAUGCCUUUGAUGUUGCUGAGAAAGAACUAGGAAUCAGCAAACUGCUUGAUGCUGAGGAUGUGGCAGUACCCUACCCAGAUGAGAGAUCCAUCAUGACUUAUGUGUCACUCUAUUACCACUACUUCUCCAGACUGAAACAAGGCCAGACAAUACAAAAGCGACUUAACAAAAUCGUGUUCUUCCUGAAGGAGAUAGAUGAUUUGAAGCUUCUAUAUGAGCAGAUGGUCUCUGACCUCCUGAAAUGGAUUAAACAGAAGGUGAUAGAACUGGAUGACCGUCAUUUCCCAAACAAUCUUCAGGAAAUGUGGCUGCUCAUGGCCAACUUCAAGACCUUCCGGACUGUGGAGAAACCCCCCAAAUAUCAAGAGAAGGGCAUGAUUGAAGCUCAUCUCUUUAACAUUAGGACCAAGCAGAGAGCCAACAACCAAUGGCCAUACUUGCCCCCAGAGGGAAGGACACUGCAGGAUGUGGAAAAGCAGUGGAUAAUCCUGGAAAAGUCGGAGCACAAUCGAGGGAAAGCCCUGCAGAAGGAGAUGCUGAGGCUAGAAAGGCUGGAACAGCUAGCUCAGAGGUUCCUGAAGAAGGCAGCCCUGCGUGAGUCCUACUUGGAAGACAUGAGGAAAGUGAUUGGGAAGCAGGACUUCUGGCCAGAGAGUGCAGACAGGAUGGAGGCUGCCAGUAAGAAGCUGGAAGCCAUUGUGGCAGAUGUACUGCCCAGGAAGGAACGCUUCACAGCUUUGGAUGAAAUGGCCACAGUCAUCAGACAGGAGAACUAUCAUGGCAAAGAUCAAAUUGUGAAGAAGCAAAACAGCAUUUCAAAGCAAUGGCAGGAUCUUCUGGAUCAGCUGCAGAAACGACAACAUUCCCUGGGUACAAUGCAGGAAAUUCUGGGCCUCCUGAGGGAUAUUGAUGCCAUUACAGAGGAGCUGAAAGAGCUGCAGGUGCUAGUCAAUUCCCAGGAUUGCGGGAAGCAGCUCCUGGAAGUAGUAGAUUUGCUGCAGAAGCACAACCUGGUUGACUCACAGAUCUCUUCCUAUGAUGACAGAUUGACACACAUCACCAAGAGAACAGCCGAAAUCAGCAAGGAUAGCACAAUUAAACCAGAAGUGCUUUACGCAAAAGUUCAGAUGCUUCGUCAGCUGUAUCAGAACCUUAUAGCUCUGAGCAAGUCACGGAAAUCUCAGCUAGAAGAGGCUUUGAAGCUUUUUGAAUUCUUCCGUGACUGCAAAGAGGAAGAAUCAUGGAUCUCUGAGAAAUGGAAGCUAGCAAGAACAACAACAUUAGGGAAAGAUGUCAGCCAGAUUACAGCCUCUAUUCAGAAGCACAAGGCUCUUGAAGCGGAGUGCAACUCCCACAGGGCCGUGUGUGCAGAUGUGAUGAGGAGGGGCUGGGAUCUGAGCCAGAAGAACCCAGCGCACCAGGUGGACAUCCUGAGGCAGACAGACAACCUGCAGAAGUUGUGGCAGCAGCUUCAAGAUGAGGUGGCAGAUCGCAAAAGCCGCCUGCAGGCAGCAGCUCUCAUAAAACAGUACUUUGCUGAUAUCGAUGAAGCAAAUUCAUGGCUGCGAGAAAGGCAGCCCCUUCUGGCCAGCAAGGACUACGGAAAAGAUGAAUCGAGUGCCGAAGCACUUUUGCAUCGUCACUUGCGCCUGGAGAAGGAGAUUGCAGCCUACUCCUCUGAGAUGAGACGCCUGAAAGAGCAGGCUGAAAUUGCAGUACAGCAAGCUCCAGCUGCAAUGGUGAAGACUGAAGCCCCAAAUGACUUAAAUCAGAAGACAACUAAGUCACCAUUCAGUCGAACCUGGGCGACAUCUGAAACCACCAGUCCAGAUGUUCAUUUUCUUCCAGAGAACAUCUGGAAGACCCAAGAUGAAAUAGAUUCACUUUAUGAAAAUCUACAGAGCAUGGCUGAGGACAGAAAAAAGGCUCUGGAGGAGAUGAUUGGAUAUUACCGCUUCUGUAGCUCUUGUGAAGAAUUUCAGUCAUGGAUGAAAGAUAAAGAGAAUAUUUUCCGGACUCUUCAGCCUCAAGCAGACAAUGUGGAGGUUGUGCAGCAGAAAUACCAGAGCUUUUUAACAGAACUGGCUGCAGGCAAGGGCCAGCUGGGAGAUAUUGAAAACUUAGCUAUUAAAUAUGGAAAGACCAGUCCCAGCAAAUAUUCUGAGGUCCAGAUUUGGCUGGAAGAGAUCAACAGAAGGUGGGAACGCAUGGAAAUUCUGAAGGAGGAGAAAGGCUCCGAGCUGAUUGGUGUGGCUGAUGUGAAGAUGUUUCUUCAGGACUGUCAGAGCAUAGGAGUACUACUGCAAGACAAGAUGGUCCAACUCAGGGAUCUGGAACCAGGGAACUCAACUGCUGGGCUGGAGUCAGACAAGCGCAAACUCUUUACAGUUGAGAGAGAGGUCCUGGUGAUAGAGAGGAAAAUUGAAUACUUAAGGAGUGUUGCAAAAUCGAUUAAGGACACCAACCCUGCAGAGAGCAGGGCCAUCACUGAGCAGGUGGAGAACAUGGAGAGGCUUCUGGCAAAGCUCAAGCUGGAGACCCAAAAGAAGCGGGACAUUCUGCAGCGGGCCCAAAAUCAACAGUCCUUCCUGCAGGACAGCCGCAGGCUCCUGCUGUGGGCAGAAGGCAUUCAGGAGAAACUGAGCAGUGAAGAAAUGGGUGUGGACGUGACUUCUGCAGAGCAAUUACUGAAGGAACAUCAGGACCUGCUGAAAGAAAUUAGGUCUCAGAAAGAAAGAUUUGUGCAGCUGGAAGAGCUAGGGCGCAAAAUAAUACACGAACAACCCAGUAACGGCAGGACUGCAGAUGUGCACCAGACCAUGGAGAGGCUUGCCAAGGAGAACAAAGAGCUGGAGAAAAUGUGGGAACAGCGACAGAAAAAGCUGCAGGACGGCCUGGAAUUGCAGAUGUUCAAUAGGGAGGGAGACCGUAUAAAUGCAGCUCUGUCUGGCCACGAGGCCUUUCUCCGGGGUGAUGACCUUGGGGACCACGUAGAUGCUGUUCGCAGCCUGCUGAAGCAGCAUCAGGAAUUUGAGCAACUACUGAUGGCACUGAAGAGACGAGUUGAAGCACUUAAUGAAAAUGGGGCGAAACUAAUAGAGAGCAGGCACUUUGCAUCUCACAUCAUUAAAGAGAGAAUGGUCACCCUCCAGAGAAGGUGGGAGCGGCUGAUUCAAAGCAAUGCCAAAAGAAAACAGCAGUUGUUGGAUUCCCUAAAGCUGCAGGAGUUUAAUCGUGAUGCCGCUGAGCUUUUAAUAUGGAUGGAUGAGAAGUACAAGAUUGCAUCAGAUGAAUCCUAUCGUGAUCCAACAAAUGUUCUACGCAAACUGAAAUGGCAUGAGGCUGCUGAGAGGGAAAUGAUGGCUAAUGAGGAGCACUUUGCAACACUGAUAAAGAAAGGAAAUCAAAUGAUACAAGACAACCAUUAUGCUGCAGCUUCUAUCCAGAAGAAGAUGUCAGAGCUUCAAAAGAAGUGGAAGGAAUUGUAUGGCAAGAUGAUAGAGCGAGGUGACAAGCUGAGACAAGCUGGGCAGCAAGAACAGCUCAUGGAACUGCUCCAGGAUGCCAAAAAGAAGAUAGAGAAAAUUGAGAAAGUUCUUCAGGAAUCUGAGACAGGCCAUGAUUUGCGCUCCAGCCGUGACCUGCUCAAGCAGCACAGACAAUUGGAAAAUGAAACACGUGAGCUGGCAGAGAAAAUGAACUCUAUUGUAUCUCAUGCAAGGAAAAUGGCCACCAAUCACUUUGACUCCCAGAGGAUUCUGGAUGAAACACAAAAAUACCUGAAAAGGUUUGAGUCUUUGCAAGCACCUCUUGAUAAGAGGCGUAAGUUGCUGGAAGCUGCAGUGGAUCUCUAUGAGUUCUACCAUUACCAUGACAUGGAACUGAACUGGAUUAAUGAGCGAUUGCCUAUUGCCCAUUCCACCAACUGUGGGAAGUCCUUGGACGUGGCUCAAAGCCUGUUGCAAAAACACAAGGAACUGCAGGCAGAAGUGAAUGCCCACAAACAGCAAGUCCAGCGGGUCCUGGAUAAAGGAAAGACAAUGGUUGUAGGCCAGCACCCAUCAGCUCAGAAAAUAAGCGAGAAAUGCCAGGAGCUUGUGACUGCCUGGCAGGGCUUGGAGAAGGCCUGUGAGGCAAGGAUGAAGCAGCUGCAGCACUCAGUUGGCUUCCAGGAGUUUUUGAUGAAUACUUCAGACCUGGAGGCUUGGAUAGCAGAAAAAUAUCCACUUGUGACAAGCAAGGACUAUGGUAAGGAUGAAGAUGGAACACUGAAACUCCUCAAGAAACAUAAGGCACUGGAGCAUGAGAUUGCCAUUUACCAAAAUUUCAUGAAAGAACUGACUGAAAGUGCCCAAACUCUUCCUCUUGCCGGCUCCAUCCAAUAUAUUGAGGUGGAUGCACCAAAGGAACAAGUUCAUUCAAGACUCCAGGAGCUGCAGGAACUAGCAACAAAAAGAGGGAAGAAGCUGGAUGAGACUCUUGUCUUGCAUGAGUUUCUACGAGAAUAUGAAGAUCUGCAAGACUGGAUCACUCAGAAGAAACAAGCAGCCAGCUCUGAAGACUAUGGAAAUGAUUAUGAACAUGUCUUGCAACUUCGUGCCAAAUAUGACACAUUCCGACACCAGUUGGAAACAGCUGGGAAAAGAGUUGUGGCUUGCCAGCAGCUGGCAGACAACUUGCUGAACUGUGGGCAUUUCGAGUCUCGGGAAAUUCGGCAGAAGCAGAAAGAACUAAGAAAUUCCUGGGAGGAGCUGUUGGAAAUUACCAGGUUACGAGGUGAGCGGCUGAGAGAUGCUGAGGUGAUUCACAAGUGUUACCAAGAUCUGACAGAUGCUCUGGCCCAUAUUGAGGAGAAGUCCAAAAGUAUUCCAGAUGAUGUUGCUAAGGAUAUGAGAGGUGUGCAAACCCAGCUCCGGAACCAUGUGGCCCUGGAGCAUGAGCUCUCUGGGAAUGAGCAGCAGCUGCAGGAGCUGAUUCACUCUGCAGAUCAUGUCCUGACCCAUUGCUCAAAGAAGCAAGUGGAAGACCUGAAAGCAAAGCAGCAGGCAAUAGUGACCAACUGGAAGGCCUUGAAGUCUAAAGUGGGACUGCGCAAGAAACUUCUGGAACAAGCAUACAAGCUUUACCAGUUUCAGGCACAUGUAUGGGACUAUUUCUCAUGGACAGCAGAAAUAAUAAGAGAAAUGAGAGCCAAGGAGACUGUUCGGGACAUAUCUACUAGCAGCUUGAGACUUACCCAGCAUCAACAGCUACUGGCAGAGAUUGAAGCACGAGAAGAGAAAUAUAAUAAUGUCGUACAGCUAGGACAGUCACUCUUGCAAGAUAAGGAAAUAGAACCAAAAGAGAUUCAGCAGAAGCUACAGGCUCUGUUGGAAGAGAAGGAAAAUGUAUACACUGAAUGGAAACAGAAGAAGGAGUGGCUGGAGAAAAUACACAAAGAACAAAUGUUCUACAAGGACUGGGAUCACCUGGACAUGCUCCUGCAUUCACAGGAGAUUUAUUUGAAAAGCAGUGAUCUCGGAAGCUCUGUGGAUGAAGUAGAGCAACUAAUAAGGAAACAUGAGGCUUUUGAGAAGGUUAUGGCAUCACAGGAUGAGAAGAUGAUGUCUCUUCAAGAACAGGCAAGCAGGCUGGAAAAGUUUGGUGGACUGGAAGGGCUGAAGAUCCAGCAGAAACUGAAUGCCAUUCAGGAGAGGAAGCAGCAGAUCAAGAAUCUGUCUCAGAGUAGGAGGGAGAAGCUGCAGACCGCGCUUCUUCUGGCACUUUUCUACCAGAACUUGGAAGAGGCAGAAGACUGGAUCAGUGAGCGCACACAGAAGCUGGAGGAUCCUUCCAUACAAGACCUCAGCAAUCUGCAGGACAAAAUGAAGCUGUUGCAGAAACAUCAGGUCUUUGAGGCAGAGAUUCUGGCAAAUGAAGAAAUCAUCACAGCUGUUAAUAAGAAAGGAGAAGCCCUGUUAUCAAGAGGCCACCCAAAAUCAGGAGAGAUCCGUCAUCGAGUCCGCAUGCUUCAGGAGCGUUGGGAGAAGUUGAAGAGAGCUGUUGCUGCCCGUGGAAAGAUGCUGGAGGACAGCCGGGACUUCCUGGAAUUUCUUCAGAAGGUGGACCAGGUGGAAGCGUGGAUCAGGGAGAAGGAAGUCAUGAUUAAUGUAGGUGAUGUGGGAAACGACUAUGAACACUGCCUGCAGCUCAUGAAAAAGCUGAAUGAGUUCCGUGGAGCAACAUCAGGGGAGACAACAGUUGAUGAUGCUCACAUCAGGGCUAUCAAUGCCCUGGCCAUGAAACUGGAGAGACAGAACAAGGAAGAGACAAAGACAAUAUAUGAGCGCCGGAAGCAGCUCAAUGAGAAGUGGAACAGUUUCCAUGGUAACCUGAACGCAUACAGGAAGAAGUUAGAGGGAGCCCUAGAGAUUCACGCCUUAAUCAGAGAAAUUGAUGACAUCACAGAGAGAAUUACUGAGAAGAGUGUACUGAUACAAGCACUGGAUUAUGGGAAAGAUGUGGAAAGUGUGGAAAACCUGAUUCGAAGGCAUGAAGAGAUGGAGAGGGAAAUCAGUGUUAUUAAGUCCAAAAUGGAGCCAUUGGAAUUGGAAUCUUUCCGCCUUUCGACAAGGAAUCCAUCCAUAAAUGAAAAACUGACUAUGAAGCAACAGGAGAUGAAAAACAACUGGCUACGACUCCAGGGACAGGCCAAACAAAGGAAGGAGAAACUGGCAGCCUCGUAUCAGCUGCAGAAGUUUAACUUGGAGAUGAAGGAGAUGCUAGAUUGGACCCAGAACAUCAGAGGCUUAAUGGAAACAGGGGGGCUUCCUAAAAGUGCAAAUGAAGCGGAAAGCAUGAUUGAGGAGCACCAGGAGAGAAAGGAGGAGAUUGAAGCACGAGUGGAAAGAUUCAACUCUCUCAGUAACUAUGGUCAAGAACUUGCCAAUUCUGGUCAUUACGCAUCCUCUGAGAUUCACCAGUCCCUCUCCAGACUACAGAAAGCCUGGUCUGAAUUGGUCCAAGUGUGGCAGGAGCAAUAUAUAAAACUGCUUCAGGCACAAGAUUUACAGAAAUUCUAUGGCUACGUGGAACAGACUGAGAGCUGGCUCAGCAGCAAAGAGGCUUUCCUAGCCAAUGAGGACUUAGGGGACUCAGUGUCUAGUGUGGAGAGCCUACAGCGGAAGCACGCACAGUUUGAAAAAGCCCUGGAAGCUCAGAUGGAGAAAAUUGAUGAGAUGGCUUCAUUUGCUCAGCAGCUAACUCAGAACAAGCAUUAUGACUCGGACAACAUCACCAACAGAUGCCAGGCUGUUCUGAGGAGAAAAGAGAAACUGCUGGAGAAUACUGCUGCUCGCAGACGUCUGCUAGAGGAAUCAAGGCUUCUACAGAAGUUGCUGAGGAAUUCCUUUGAGGUGGCUGCCUGGAUCAAUGAGAAGAAUAGCAUUGCCCAGGAUGAUAGCUGGAAGGAUCCAAGCAAUCUGCAGACCAAACUGCAGAAGCACCAGACUUUCCAAGCAGAGAUCAUGGCCAAUAGAAACUGCCUGGACUCCAUCAAAUCUGAAGGGGAGAAGAUGCUCCGUGAGAAGCACUAUGCCCCUGAAGCCAUUCAGUCCAGACUACAAGAAAUGGAAGAGCUAUGGGAGGAACUGCUAGCAAGUUGCCAAGAUAAACAGGCCAAGCUGCAGGAUGCUUAUAAGGGCCUUCAUUUUCAGCGAAGUGUAGAGGAUAUGGAGAAAUGGUUGGAAGAUGUGGAAAAUGAGUUGAAAGCACCAUAUAGCAACAAUGAUCUGGUGGUUUUGAACAGCCAUCUGAAGAAACAAGAAGAACUGGAGGAAGAUAUUGCUGGUCAUAGGGACCGGCUGCAAGAGCUUGUGGUCACAGCUCAGCAGUUCCAAAAGGAAAAGCAUUUCCUUGCUGAUGAACUAGAAGAGAGAGUGGAUCAACUGGUGCAGAGAUACAAAAGUCUACGUGACCCUUUGCAGGAGAGACGUGGGAGUCUGGAGGCAAGCAGACUUCAAUUCCAAUUCUUCCGAGAUAUUGAUGAGGAAUUGGCUUGGGUUCAUGAGAAGCUCCCCAUGGCUUCCUCCAGGGAUUAUGGCCAUUCCCUGGCAGCUGUUCAGAGUCUACAAGAAAAGCACCAGAAUUUGGAGAAUGAGAUAAGCAGUCGGGAUGCUUUAACCAAGGCAGUGCUGAGUACAGGGCAGAAACUGGUACGGGGAGGCCACUCAGCCUCUCGCAAGAUUACGGAGCAUAUGAAGAAACUGGAGACUUCUGUAGAAACAUUGAAAGCAGAGGCUCAAGACAGGAGACAGCGGCUCAUGCAGUCAUACGAGGCCCAUCUGUUCCUAAAUGAGCUACUGGAGGUGGAGGCAUGGCUGGCAGAGAGGAGCUUCAUUCUGGAGACCUCUGAUUAUGGGAAGAAUGAAGAAUCCACACAAGUUUUACUUCGUAAACUUGAAGCUACCAAGCUGGACAUGGAUGGUUUCAGGCCCCGGAUUGAGAAAGUACAGGAGACAGGUGCCAGCUUAAUAAACAAAGGCAGCCCAGAGAGUCCAGCCAUACUUUCAAAACUCCAGGGGAUCCUAGCAGACUAUCAGUCUCUGCUACAGAAGGCUGAGACCCGGAGAAAACACCUGCAAGAACAGUUCCAGCUCUAUCAGUUUGAAAGAGAAUUCCAGCUGGUGGAUGCAUGGCUUUCCAGUAAACAGUCUGUGGCAGAGUCUGACGACUAUGGGCAGGACUUAGAUGAUGUUGAGGUGCUGGAGAAAAAGUUUAAAGAUUUUGUAAAUGAGGUGAAACCUCUGGGACAUUCCAAAGUUAUCUCCUUAAAUGAGUUAGCAUCUAAACUAGAGAAGGAGUUCCACAGCAAGAUGGACAUUAUCCAAAAGAGAACGAAGCAAAUCAAUGAGACAUGGGAGAAGCUCUGUCAUGCCAUCCAGAUGAGGACAGAGAAUCUAACAGCAGCCCGGCAUGUUCACCAGUAUGAUCAUGAUGUGGAUGAAGUAAAGGGAUGGAUGCAGGAGAAAGAGGCAGUAGUGGAUAUAGAAGAUUAUGGAUAUGAUCUUCCAGGUGUACAGACACUUCUCAGCCAGCUUGAGGGAGUAGAGAGAGAUCUAGGAGCCAUCAUGAAAGAGCUGGAACGGAUUCGGGGAGAAGCUUGGCACCUCAGCCGCACAUACCCUCAAGUCAAGGAAAACAUCAUGGAAAGACUGACAGAUGUAGAUGAGUGCUGGGAAAACCUGGGCCAGAAGUUUACAGAGAGGAAAGCAAGACUGAGCCAGGCAGAACAAGUACAGCUCUACUUCAACGACUGCAGGGAGCUCAUGGCCUGGGCCAAUGAGAUGCAUGCACUAGUGAUAUCUGAGGAACUGGCCAAUGAUGUCCUGGGAGCUGAACUGCUUAUCAAGCGUCAUGAGGAAUACAAGCGUGAGAUAGAGAAGCAGUGGCUAAAAUAUGAAGAAAUGCAGCGGGCAGGAGGUGACCUGAUGAAGAAUGGGCAUUUCAUGUCUGUGGAGAUUGAAGAAAAAUUGUUAGAACUGUCAGAGCUGAUGAAGAAGGUAAAGGAGAGUUGGGAUAUGAGAAAAGAGUUAUAUGAAGAAAACUGGGAGAUUCAAUUACUCCGCAGAGAGCUAGAACAAGCAGAAGCAUGGCUGGUUGCCAAGGAGAGCUUUCUUUCAGACCCUAGCUAUGGGGAUUCAGUGUCUGAAGUAGAAGAAUUACUGAAGAAACAUCAUGAUUUUGAGAAAAUGCUUGCAGCUCAGGAAGAGAAAUUUGCACAUCUCAGCAGAAAAACUAAGAGGGAGAUGAAUCUUCUUAAACAAGUGGACACAGAAGAGAGUGAGCAGAAGGAUAAAGGCAAAGUUGUGCGAGUUCCUUCUCUGAAAAGAAAAACAUCUGACAAAAGGAAUACACCGCCAAAAGUGACAGAGAUGAAGAGCACAGCACCACUGCCAUCUGUGCCCUUACCCAGCUUAUCCUUGAGAUCCCCACUUGAAACUAUUUUCUCCCCCAUUGAAAAGUCUCCAUCAACAUUUCAACAAUUCAUUGCUGGAGGAGACCCAAAAGUGCUGAGCAGCAACAAAACAGAAACAAGAGCUGAGAGAAGGCUCAGUGAGAUUAUCACUCAACCUACACCAAGGACAGUGGGUCCACGCACUACAUCUGUGGAAAGUCGCAGUUCUUUAAGCUCUCCUUUAUCUCCUACUCCUACAAGCCAGCAACGCAGCAGCAGUUUGUCAGAAUCGUAUGCCACAGGCCUUUUAUCACCUCAGGAAAAAAGUGCUAGGGGCUCUGCUUUCUCCAACCAGCAGACAAAACUGAUGGCAACUCCACCUGAACCUCAUCAAAAGUCACUAAAUAAAUCACCAAACUUACUGCUGUCUAACUCCUCUCAGGAGAAAUUAGAGAGUACAUCUUCGGUUUCUGCAAGUCUCCAGCACAUGGAGGGAUUCCUAGAAAAGAGAGACCAGCUCCUCCCAGGAAGACAACAGCCAGCCUCAAGGUCUUGGAAAUCCUUCUACGUAAAACUUGAUGGAUUAAAGCUUGAUUUCUAUAACGAUGAAAAAGAAGCAUCGAAGAACAUAUUCACGCUCCUGUCCCUCAGCAUUCCUGGUGCCAAAUGUGAGAGGCUGGUAAAUUACAGCAGGAAAGAGAACGCCUUCAUGUUGAGGCUGAGAGAUGGGGCAGAGUAUUUCUUUGCAGCACCUUCUCAGACACUGAUGGAGGACUGGCUGCAGGCACUACAGAACAACACAGGACACAGUAACAGACCACAUUCCACAGUGAUGCUGCCGCCUAUCACUCCAAACACAGAGACCUCCCAGACAAAACGGUGGGACUUUCCGGACAGAGACUCUGCUGAAAGACUCACCAGCAAGGGCUCACUCCUGAGGAGAACACCUUCCUUCAAAAUCAAACCGGAGAGAGAGUCUGCAGAAUUUUCCAGGGAUUUUAAGGAAGAUGGAGCUGCAGCGGCACGAGCCUCCAUCACCACCCUCAGCCUAGAACAAAGUGGUAAUAAAACAAAACUGCUGCCAUCUCUACUAGAAGCAGGAAGAGAAAAAUAACAUUUGCCUGAAUGAAUAUCAGACCCUUCACCAUUGUAUCUUAACCCAGCCCUCUGGAAAUUUAUUGAUAUGUUUUAAGUUAAUCACCACCCUUGGAAUUUAUUUUAAUUAUGUAUUAAAUCUAGUAAAGCCAUUAAAAAUAAUUAAACAGGACUGCAUCUGUUAUA